AUGGCGCCUUAUAAGGAGGCAAAACUUAUUGAUUUCCACAGUUCCCCUCCUCACCUGCAGUUCAACAAGUAUGUCUUGAGUGGAUACCGUCCAGUGUCCACCUCCAGAGGAUGCCUUCAGAGUCUCUUCUACCUGCACAAUGAAUCUGGGAACAUCUACACACACGGUAUCCCAUUCGUGUGCUUCCUGCUGCUCUUGCCCCUGAGCAUCCCCUGGUCAGAGGUAGAUGAAUGGUGGCUCUGUUUAGUCCACUACCUGGCCUGCCUCUCACCCACUGUGGGCUCCGUCUUCUACCACAUCUUCAUGAACCACGAAGGAGGUGUCCGCAUCUACGAUGCCCUGCUCUCCUUCGACAUGCUUGGUGUCUGCCUUGUCAACACACUGGGUGCUCUGCCGAUAGUUCACAUUACACUACUCUGCAGCCCGUCUUCCAGGAGGGCCGCCAUGCUGGCUUAUCUCCUCCUCUCCUGCCACGGUAUCCACUGUGCCGUAACGGCAAGGAGUAAUGUCCGGCGAUUGCGCUCCUUCGCAUGGCAGGCCCUGUUCCGCUUUUUCCUCUUCAUCCUGCGCUGGACUGGUCGAGGGACAGGAAGCCCUGACUCACUCCGUCUCUACCUGACCAUGGAUUCACUGGCACUGCUUGGAGGACUCGUGAACAUCUCUCGUGUGCCAGAGCGCUUCAGUCCGGGCCGCUUUGACUACUGGCUCAACAGCCAUCAGAUUAUGCAUGUGAUGGUGGUCUUGUCCAUCAUGUAUUUGCACUGGGGGAUGAUGGAGGACUUGGCCUGGUUAAGGCAGUACCAGUGUCCUGCGGAAUAA
Molecule: messenger RNA, 819 nt
Organism: Colossoma macropomum (tambaqui)
Lineage: Eukaryota; Metazoa; Chordata; Actinopteri; Characiformes; Serrasalmidae
Product: progestin and adipoQ receptor family member 4
Exons: 3
Coding region: 1-819 (272 amino acids)
Cellular component (GO): membrane
Molecular function (GO): signaling receptor activity
Source: RefSeq, a predicted model, not a curated record